Neurospora tetrasperma FGSC 2508 is the source of this 750-nucleotide messenger RNA. RefSeq lists its product as uncharacterized. Gene Ontology annotation, molecular function: protein binding. Lineage: Eukaryota; Fungi; Ascomycota; Sordariomycetes; Sordariales; Sordariaceae. Gene Ontology annotation, cellular component: mitochondrial outer membrane; peroxisomal membrane. Bases 74 to 535 code for a protein of 153 amino acids. The transcript is spliced from 4 exons. The record is from RefSeq and is a predicted model, not a curated record. Gene Ontology annotation, biological process: mitochondrial fission; autophagy of mitochondrion; peroxisome fission.
CGACCAUCUACCCACCUCUAUUCAGGAUACCAGUUUUCUUGUUUCUUCAACCAAAUACCCCCAGCUUGCCAAAAUGACACAACUUCCCUAUGCAGUGGAUGCGGAAACUCCGCUCAACCCCGCCGAGCUCAAUGUUCUCCGGGCGCAAUAUGAGAAGGAGGGAGAGAUGGUCGGCGUCCAGACCAAGUUCAACUACGCAUGGGGCCUAGUAAAGUCCAACGUACGAGCCGAUCAACACCUCGGCGUCAUGCUGCUAUCAGAAAUCUUCCGAACAUCCCCCGAGCGCCGCCGCGAAUGCCUAUACUACCUCGCCCUCGGCAACUACAAGCUCGGUAACUACGCGCAAGCGAGGAAAUACAACGACGCCCUCCUAGAAAACGAGCCGGCAAACCUCCAGGCCGCCAACCUUCGGACUCUGAUUGACGACAAGGUGACCAAGGAGGGCUUGAUGGGCGUGGCCAUCAUUAGUGGUGUGGCGGUUGCCGCCGGUGUCAUAGGAGGCGUUUUGCUCAGGAACUUGGGCCGCAAGAGGUGAUGGGUAGGGGGGUGAGCCGGUCGCCUGAUGGGUGAUGACAUAUGGCACAAGGUGAAAAGGCAGAAGAGGCCGCUCCUUGAUGACGAUAUGGGACAGCAGGUUCCGGUGUGUAUAUUAUGGGCUAUGAUUUGACGAGCUGAAUCCUCUUUUCCUUCUUUAAACUUCCGAUAACUGGACUACAGACAUUCCCGUCUAUAACACAUGGGCGAUUGGGU